GAUCAGUGAUUGAGUCAUAUACUGUUUUAAUUGAUGACUCCGUGAACUCAACCUCGUCACAAGAGGGAUGCACAACUAUGAAAGUGAAAAGAAAAAAUGGAAUUCUACUAGCUGAGGAAUAUGUAUCAGAUUCAGAUUGUUCAGAUGUUCUUCCCAUUUAUACAGCAAUACCUUUAGAAAAACCCCUGAUGGCUGAUGCCGACUCUACUUGCGCUGAGACAGUAACGAAGAAACCAAAGGAAAAGACUUGUACAGAAAUUAUUAUACAGACAGUCAGUGAUUCUGAUAAAAGAGACUAUUCAAAGAAACAGUGCUGUUUUUUCUGCCAGAAAACAUACUGCAAAAUGGCAAGACAUUUAGAAAAAAGUCAUGACAAUGUUCCGGAAAUUGGAAGACUACCGUCUGGUAAAAAUGCAUCUAAAGAAGAUAUUAAAAAGCGAAAGACUGUUUUUGCUAAGUAUAGAAAUCUUGGAAACUUUAAUCACAAUGUGGAUGUGUUACUAAGAAAGUCUGGAGUGUUUUUUGUUGGAAGACGGCCACUUGAAGAAAAGAAGAGCACUGCAUUUGACUAUCUGCCUUGUCCUUACUGUUUGCUUUUCUUAGUGAAAGGAGAACUCUGGAGGCACGUUAAAACCUGUGCUUUCAAGGAGGAUAAAAUUGAAGUGGGGAACAUUAAAGACCUCAGAAGAGUAGAAAAUGAUGUUCGUUCAGCUGAAUAUGUUUUAAAAGGGGGGUUAGGAUCUGAAAUGUAUUCGGGAGAUCAGGAAUUUAAUGAUUACGUAUUGAGCAGAUUUCAUGUGGACACAGUUAGUAUGGCAAUAAGAAGCGACCAGCUGCUUUUGCUUUUUGGAAAUACUCAGUUCAGGAAGCUGGGAAACCAACGUGCCUCUCAAGUACGAGAAAAACUGCGUAUUUUGGGUAGAUUGAAAUUAGAACUGAGAAGGUUAACAGGCAAGGAAUCGGCAAAUAUUGGGGACUUUAUCAAAUCGCAAUACUUUGACAUUUGCUUGAGGGCUUUAGCAAAUAUGUGUGGUGAAUCUGAGAAAAGAUCAACAACUGGGAGCAAAACUUAUGAAAAACCCUCAUCUGUCCUUAAAGCAGGGCAACUAUUGAAAAAAAUUGCAGCUCUAAAAAGAGGUCAGGCUGUGAGAACCUUAAACUUGACAGACAAAGAAGAUAUUGAUAAUUUUCUCUCGCUUUAUAAUGAUGAAUUCGCAGAAACAGUUGGCUCCAUAGCAAGACAUACACUAACGGAGAAUAAAUAUAACAAACAAGAGGGCCAUGAUGGCCCUAGAUCGCUCACCUGAUUUAUCAAACUCAUCCAAACAAUUACCUAGACAAGCAUUCUGACCGAGUCUCAUGACAGGUGAGUCAAAAAUGUGACCACUACAGUGUUAACAAGGAUUAUCCAUAUUUGAGCAGUGCGACCUAGUUUUUUACCCAGGUGACACAUAUUCAAACUUGACCUAGAAAUCAUCAAAACAAACUUUUAGACCAAUUUCAAGGAUACUUGGAUCAAAACAGUAGCAACUAGAGUGUUAACAAGAUUUUUCUAUUUUUUAGCUCCGGUGACCUAGUUCCACAUGCGAUUUCGAACUCAUCCAAGCAAUUACCUAUACAAGCAUCCUGACCCAAGUUUGAUGAUAAUUGAGUCGAAAAUGUGACCACUAGAAUGUUAACAAGGUUUUUCCAUAUUUGGGCGGUGUGACCUAGUUUUUUUCAUCCAAGAUGACCAAUGUUCAAACUUGACUUAGAAAUCAUCAAAACAAACUUUCAGACCAAUUAACAGAAUAUUUGGAUCACAACAGUAGCCACUAGAGUGUUAACAAGAUUUUUCUAUUUUUAGCUCGGUGACCUACUUUUUCAUCCGAGAUGACCCAUGUUCAAUUUCUUCCCAGCAAUGACCUAGACAAGUUUCCUGACCAAGUUUGAUGACAAUUGAGUCAAAAUUGUGACCACUAGAGUGUUAACAAGGUUUUUCUAUUUUUAGCUCCUGUGACCUAGUUUUUCAUCCGAGAUGACCCAUGUUCGAACUCAUCCGAGCUAUCACCUAGACAAGCAUCUUGAUCAAGUUUGAUGAUGAUUGAUGCAAAAAUGUGACACUAGAGUGUUAACAAGGUUUUUCUAUUUUUAGCUCCGGUGACCUACUUUUUCAUCCGAGAUGACCCA
Messenger RNA from Ruditapes philippinarum (Manila clam), 2169 nucleotides. RefSeq lists its product as uncharacterized. Lineage: Eukaryota; Metazoa; Mollusca; Bivalvia; Venerida; Veneridae. The record is from RefSeq and is a predicted model, not a curated record.